GAAGUUGGCUCUAUCAGUCCAUAUUUUCAUAGUCAAAGUUAACAGUACUAUAUUGUGUUAUUACUAGGUUAUUUUGUCAUUAUUUAUCAAGUUCCAACUCGCUACAAGAUGUGAAAUCUUAAAGUAAUAGCAACUGUUCACUACUGUAUAAAGAAACAAAUUAUAUCAUUCAGUAAAUAGGUGAUACUAUAUAUAACACUCACAUAGCGUGAGGAAUUAUCAGAGUACAGAAAAUGCCGGCGAUAGUAGUUAUGCCAUCUCAACGUAGAAGUGAGCAUAUGCAAAAAGCGUUAAAGACUCAUAUUAUGAGAGAACGGCAACGAAAGAAACAAGAACAAGAAGCCGAUGCCGAGGAAGAGCGCCAACGUAAGGAGAGAGAGCGCCAACAGAAGCAAGAUGUGAUGACUUUAGGUGAAACACGAGAACAAAUCUCUAACUUGGAAAAUGAACUCUCUCAAUUGAAGGAAGAAAAGCAUCAGUUGUUUUUACAGUUGAAGAAGGUUCUAAAUGAGGAUGAUAGAAGACGACAACUUAUAAAAGAGACGAGCGUUUGCUCAGAAGUUUUAACAACAGUAGGAGGAUAUCCUGCAACUCCAAGAGUAGUGCAUCCUCAAUUAUUUUUACCGUUGCCACGAAGCAGCAGUCCUCUGUAUAAGGUCGCAGUUGGUGCACCAACACAUCUGUUACAGAGUGCAACUAUAAAAAGAACCCAUAGCCCAUCGCCACCACCCACUCCAUAUCACACUGCAUAUGGUUAUGCUAAACCACCACCACCCAUUCCAAAUUACAAUUCUGCACCACCUAAAUCUGAAGAAGCUGCUAGAAGAUCUAGUGAUUCUAGGGCCGUUCUCUGGAACAAAAAUAAUCAGUACUCCGCAUCGAAUUUUUAUUCGACACCCACAGCCCAGAAUGUUUACAGUUAUUCUACGCCUGUAUCACAACCGUCCCGAGAAUCAGAACCACCUAAAGCUGUUUAUCUUUCGGGAGGUAGAACUCCACUAGCCACACAUCAGACUGCAUAUGUAACUAAUUUACAUUCAAUGGAACAUAAAGGUGCUUACGGUGAGGAUAAAUUUUAUCUGCGACCGACAAAUCACGUCACUGUUCACGGUGGAGCUAUUCCCAUUCAACAACCACCUCAGGGUGCGAAAACGGGAGGAAUUACUUCGGGUUAUCCUGUACGAACACCUCAACCACCUGGUCCUUAUCCACCACCGCCACCGCCACCAUCACCUGGUACUUACGUCAGUAGUUCAGGUGGCAAUGUACCUGGUAGGCUAUUGUAUACGCAACCUGGAGCUCGUUAUCUUCAACGAGAAAUAUAAGUGAAUAAUAUAUUAUUCAUUUAUUUGGUGAAAAGGUUUUUUGACUUACAAGGGGACAUCCUUUGAUCUCUGGAACUUGGUCGAAUUUUUAAUGUUAUCAUCUACUUGCCAAUGUACAACAGUUUGAAAGAUAUAAUUGUUUAAAGUUUUAUAUGUGUCACGUCAUUAUUUUUUAAACUAUUGUGCACUGGCAGAGUACUGUACAGUGGAGGUUAGUGGAAGGUGCACAAUAACAUGUUAAAAAUUCGGCCAAAUCCCAGAAGUCGUAGAUUGGAUGUCCUCUUGUUAAUAAUUAUUGUCUGUUUGUUAAACGCAUUCUUACUCAUGCAAGAAAUUAAAGAAAUACUACAAAAUAAAAUAUUUCUUAUUUGUUAU
Molecule: messenger RNA, 1700 nt
Organism: Linepithema humile (Argentine ant)
Lineage: Eukaryota; Metazoa; Arthropoda; Insecta; Hymenoptera; Formicidae
Product: G protein pathway suppressor 2
Biological process (GO): regulation of transcription by RNA polymerase II
Cellular component (GO): transcription regulator complex
Molecular function (GO): transcription coregulator activity
Source: RefSeq, a predicted model, not a curated record